Molecule: messenger RNA, 2412 nt
Organism: Peromyscus eremicus (cactus mouse)
Lineage: Eukaryota; Metazoa; Chordata; Mammalia; Rodentia; Cricetidae
Gene: Pkm
Product: pyruvate kinase M1/2
Exons: 12
Coding region: 84-1859 (591 amino acids)
Biological process (GO): cellular response to insulin stimulus; glycolytic process
Cellular component (GO): cytoplasm
Molecular function (GO): pyruvate kinase activity; magnesium ion binding; potassium ion binding
Source: RefSeq, a predicted model, not a curated record
UGGCCUGAGGAUGCUAUUGGUAAGACGGUGAGGCUGUUCUGUGGGAAAGUGUAGUCCAAACCACCACCGGGUCUGUGGGCAAGAUGACUCAGCCUUUCAACUUAGCGGCAUUUGAGAGGAUUCUCAUCCUUGGCUCUCCAGAGCAGACUAUACUCAGCUCUGAGCGGUCUCUCCAAGUGGGGCCGAGGAGUCAUCCUGAGUCAAAAAAAGAGCAAUAUGUCACCGGAAGCCCAUGCCCAGAAAACCAAAGGACCCCAGCAGCCAUGCCGAAACCACACAGCGAAGCGGGGACUGCCUUCAUUCAGACCCAGCAGCUCCAUGCAGCCAUGGCUGACACCUUCCUGGAACACAUGUGCCGCUUGGACAUUGACUCCGCACCCAUUACGGCCCGCAACACUGGCAUCAUUUGUACCAUUGGUCCUGCUUCCCGAUCUGUGGAGUUGCUGAAGGAGAUGAUCAAGUCUGGGAUGAAUGUGGCUCGGCUCAAUUUCUCUCAUGGAUCUCACGAGUACCAUGCAGAAACCAUCAAGAAUGUGCGUGCGGCCACAGAGAGCUUUGCUUCUGACCCUAUUCUCUACCGGCCUGUUGCCGUGGCUCUGGACACAAAGGGACCUGAGAUCCGUACUGGGCUCAUCAAAGGCAGCGGCACUGCAGAAGUGGAGCUGAAGAAGGGAGCCACCCUGAAGAUCACCCUGGACAACGCCUACAUGGACAAGUGUGAUGAGAACACCCUGUGGCUGGACUACAAGAACAUCUGUAAGGUGGUGGAGGUGGGCAGCAAGAUCUACGUGGACGACGGACUCAUUUCACUGCUGGUGAAGGAGAAAGGUGCUGACUUCCUGGUGACAGAGGUGGAGAACGGCGGCUCCCUGGGCAGCAAGAAGGGGGUGAACCUCCCGGGAGCUGCUGUGGACCUCCCCGCUGUGUCAGAGAAGGACAUCCAGGACCUGAAGUUUGGAGUGGAGCAGGAUGUAGACAUGGUGUUUGCAUCUUUCAUCCGCAAGGCAGCCGAUGUGCAUGAAGUUAGGAAGGUCCUGGGAGAGAAGGGCAAGAACAUCAAGAUUAUCAGCAAGAUCGAGAACCAUGAAGGCGUCCGCAGGUUUGAUGAGAUUUUGGAGGCCAGUGAUGGGAUCAUGGUGGCUCGUGGUGACCUCGGCAUUGAGAUUCCUGCAGAGAAGGUCUUCCUGGCUCAGAAGAUGAUGAUUGGCCGAUGCAACCGAGCAGGGAAGCCUGUCAUCUGCGCCACACAGAUGCUGGAGAGCAUGAUCAAGAAACCCCGCCCCACACGUGCUGAGGGCAGUGAUGUGGCCAAUGCAGUCCUCGAUGGAGCGGACUGCAUCAUGCUGUCAGGAGAGACAGCCAAAGGGGACUACCCUCUGGAGGCUGUUCGCAUGCAGCACCUGAUAGCUCGGGAGGCUGAGGCCGCCAUGUUCCACCGCCUGCUGUUUGAAGAACUUGUGCGAGCCUCCAGUCACUCCACAGACCUCAUGGAGGCCAUGGCCAUGGGCAGCGUGGAGGCUUCUUUUAAGUGUUUAGCGGCAGCUUUGAUAGUUCUGACGGAGUCUGGCAGGAGUGCUCACCAGGUGGCCAGGUACCGCCCACGUGCUCCCAUCAUCGCUGUGACUCGCAAUCCCCAGACAGCCCGCCAGGCCCAUCUGUACCGAGGCAUCUUCCCUGUGCUGUGUAAGGAUGCGGUACUGGAUGCCUGGGCUGAGGAUGUAGACCUCCGCGUGAAUUUGGCCAUGAAUGUUGGCAAGGCCCGAGGCUUCUUCAAAAAGGGAGAUGUGGUCAUUGUGCUGACCGGGUGGCGCCCUGGCUCCGGUUUCACCAACACCAUGCGUGUAGUGCCUGUGCCUUGAUGGCCCUCUGGAGCCCCUCUUCCUGACCCUUUCCCAUCCCCUCCCCCAUCCCAUCCAUUAGGCCAGCAACGCUUGUAGUGCUCACUCUGGGCCAUAGUGUGGCGCUGGUGGGCUGGGACACCCGAGAAAAUUAAUGCCUCUCUGAACCGUGGACUAAAGCCCAGCUGUCUAUCAUGUGGCCCUACCCAAGCCAGGGGUGAAGGAGGAAUGCAGAACUGGAAACCCUCUGGCCUUACCACAAAAGGGCAGCGACAUCUCUGUGUGCUUUGCUCCUGUAGAAAGUUGCCCAGAGAAUUCCCAGCUCUGGCCUGGAGUCGGGAGACCGCAAGAGUAGGGGCUUAGGGUACGGGGCCCAGGUUCCUGUGUAGAUAGCCUUUGGCCCUGGCCCUGACUUGCUUUCCCAACAGCCUUGGCCUCCCCUCUCCUCCUUGUGCACUCCUCAGCUGUUACUGCAGACACACACACUCCGCUCUGCACCUUCCAUUCUACCGCAGCAUCUCCAGGCCUGUUGCUAUAGUGCCCACCUGAAUGUCAAUAAACAGCAGCUGAAGCA